Messenger RNA from Etheostoma cragini (Arkansas darter), 1059 nucleotides. Its product is annotated as CD276 antigen homolog. The coding region runs from base 10 to 1059 and encodes 349 amino acids. The record is from RefSeq and is a predicted model, not a curated record. Gene Ontology annotation, biological process: response to bacterium. NCBI's taxonomy places the organism in Eukaryota, Metazoa, Chordata, Actinopteri, Perciformes, Percidae. The transcript has 5 exons.
UUCAACACGAUGACAUCGCCAGUGUUUGCUCUCUUACUCACAUGCUUGUUCUUGGGGAAAAUGGAUCAGACUGCAGGUCUGGAUUCCUCCCCAACUGUUCGUCAAGAGACACGAUUUGUAUCAGUUGAAACUGGAGAAGAAUUGACUUUACAAUGUUCCUAUAAAGGUGAAGGUGUUGCUGCACGGCUUUACUGGUUUAAGCAAACUCUAGGACAGAAACCAAAGCUCAUUUCUUCUUUCUUUAAAUAUAAUGUAAAAAAGACUUUUCACAAUGAAUUCAAGAACAAUCCACGCUUCACAUUGGAUAUAGAAAAUGGAAAACAUCACUUGACAAUCAAAGAUUUACGCCUUUCAGACUCGGCUACUUACUACUGCAUUAAUUUUCUAUACACAUUAGACUUUUCAGAGAGCCUUUUUGUAAGUGUAGAAGGUUCAGGUUUGAAGGUCCCAGCUACGGUCCACCAGUCAGCGUCUGAGAGCAUCCAGCCAGGAGGCUCUGUGACUCUCACCUGUACAGUACACACUGGGACCUGUGAUGGAGAACACAGUGUUUACUGGUUCAAGAAGUCAGAAGAAUCUCAGCCAGGACUUAUUUACACCCAUGGAGACAGGACUGAUCAGUGUGAGAGGAAACCCAACACACAAACACACACCUGUGUCUACAAGCUGCCGAUGAAGAGUCUGAGUCUUUCUCAUGCUGGGACCUACUACUGUGCUGUUGCCUCAUGUGGACACAUUCUGUUUGGAGACGGAACCCAGCUGGAGUUAGAAGAUGAGGUGGUCUCUGUCUUGGUGUAUUUCUUGAGUGGAACUACAACAUUCACCACCAUCCUGAGUGUUUUACUGUCUCUCACAGUGUGCAUGAUGAACAAGGGACACAGCCGCCAAUCUAAUGAGUCUGAAGUCAAAUGUCCAGCUCCCCGACCAGCAAACGCAAAGGGUUACCGACACGCUGAAAACCUUUAUUAUGCUGCUUUAAGUGCCGACCUGUCCAUCGGAUCAAGAGGACAGAGGGAUUCCACCUGGACUGAAUGUGUGUACUACAGCGUAAAGCAGUAG